AUGACAGUGGAACGCUAUACCGCGACGUUUGUGGCAUUAUCGUGGUUUGCAAGUUAUCUAGUUCCAGACGAGGAAAAGAAAUGUGAAAAGUUCGAACGGGGCUUACAUCCGAGAAUUCGAAGUCGCCUGAUACCCCUGAGGAUCCGUAAUUUCAUCGACUUGGUCACACGAGCCACCUUGGUGGAAGAAGACAUGAGGGUGAAUACGGAACUUUUCAAUCAAAGGAAACGCCAACAACCUCUACCUGAGUCCAUUAGAAACAAGAAGCCUGCCCCCAACUACCGUCCACAACCACCUCCGGGUAUUCCAACGUAUCCAAUUUGCCAAAAUUGCAGAAAGAGGCAUCAAGGAAGUUGUUUAGUGGGCCAAAAUGUUUGCUUCAAAUGCGGGCAGCCAAACCAUAUGGCUCGAGACUGUCCAAGGAACAUGCCGCCUCCAGCUACAAAGAGUGGCACAUUAUCGUUGUUUUCACGUCAUGCCUCCAUUUUAUUCGACUCUGGUGCCACUCAUUCUUUCAUUUCAAAUCAUUAUGUGCCUUUGACUGAGAAGAUACCUGAACCACUAGAACCUAGUAUGUCUGUUGCUACGCCCUCGGGAGAACAUGUUAAUUGUGAUUAUGUGCUAAUUGGAUGUCUGAUUGAGAUUCAAGGGAGAAUUCUACCUGCGGACUUGAUCAUAUUUAAUAUGUCCGGAUUCGACGUGAUUCUGGGAAUGUACUGGUUAUCCAGAAACCAUGCCUGUGUGGAUUGCUUUAAUAACAGAGUAGUCUUUAAAUCCACAAAUGGGGAGGAGUUUAGUUUUUAG
Juglans microcarpa x Juglans regia is the source of this 804-nucleotide messenger RNA. RefSeq lists its product as uncharacterized. Gene Ontology annotation, molecular function: zinc ion binding; aspartic-type endopeptidase activity; nucleic acid binding. Gene Ontology annotation, biological process: proteolysis. The transcript has 2 exons. Bases 1 to 804 code for a protein of 267 amino acids. NCBI's taxonomy places the organism in Eukaryota, Viridiplantae, Streptophyta, Magnoliopsida, Fagales, Juglandaceae. The record is from RefSeq and is a predicted model, not a curated record.